Thamnophis elegans (Western terrestrial garter snake) is the source of this 1426-nucleotide messenger RNA. It is a transcript of the gene PRRT2, whose product is annotated as proline rich transmembrane protein 2. Gene Ontology annotation, cellular component: membrane. Lineage: Eukaryota; Metazoa; Chordata; Lepidosauria; Squamata; Natricidae. Bases 557 to 1285 code for a protein of 242 amino acids. The record is from RefSeq and is a predicted model, not a curated record. The transcript is spliced from 2 exons.
AGAGAAAAAAAAGGGUUGACUUCCGACUCCUUUUUGGCAUAGUAGAAUAAGGUAAUAAGACAAAACCUUGACUUUUUACAUUUAUAUAAUACUACAUACUAGCUGUUUCUAUAAAUCUACGUAAUCAGACAAAUCCAGAAUCAAAGUUUUUUCCCCACCUCAAGCACAAAGUCCAGAAAUGGUUUCCAAAUGGAAACAAAAUUCAUUGUGUUCUUUAACCAGAGCAGUUGAUUUAGCCAUCUCUGCUAACUCCAUGCUAACUUUUGCAGCCAUUCGUCCAUUGUAGGAGGUCUGCAAACAUUUCUCAGCUAAUGACCAUUUCUAUGUCCAACUUCUUAUCCCCAAAGAGUCACUUUAGGAGUUCUAAAGGUCUCCUUUCGGAGCCUUGUGUUGAAAAACACAGGAAGACCAUCACUAUUAUUUCCUCUUUUCCUCAUGGCAAUUCAGAGGUAGAGAGCAGGCUCUGGGGCUGAUGCAAUCCAAGGCACCACACCUUGUUCAGUGUUACUGAAUUCAAGCCUCCUCUAAUUCUCCCCAAUCCAGAUCCUUGCCUGUCAUGUCAGACGAUGUCGAGAAGAACGAGACUCCUCCAGAGCGAGAGGCAAAGCAAGAUGAAGGAGAGAAUCAACAGCAAGAGCCGGAGCCAAAAGCUGAGCCGGAGCCAAAUCAAGAGCAGCAGCCACAGCUAGAAUCCCCACCCCGUAGCCCCCCGGCACCAGAGGCUCCUCCAUCUUCCAUGCUAGUGACCGUCACCAUCGAAGAGGAGACUGGGGGGGGACCACAACUGAACGGGGAUCCCCUGGGGAUGAGGGCCGGCUCAGCUGAGGAAUUAGGAACCACCCCAGCCCCUCCUGGCAGCCCCCCGGCACGGUCCAAGUCGGCAUCGCUGAACGACCUGAAGCCCCAGAACAGCGUCAAUGGAGGCCCGCGGCCAGUUGCGAGGGGCAGUUUGACCGGGUCUCAGGUGCAUCUUGCAGGCAGAGUAGCAUCUCCGCGGGCCAGUCUGAGUCGGCAGGCCUCAGCAACUGGAUCGGCAGCUUUGGAGGCUGGAGGGAAACCCAGAGACUAUAUAUUCUUGGCUGCUCUGUCCUGUUUUUGCCCCAUUUGGCCGAUCAACAUUGUAGCCUUCGUGUACUCGGUCAUGUCCCGUAACAGCUUCCAGCAGGGAGACAUCGAUGGAGCUCGGCGCUUGGGGCGGGUAGCAAAGCUGCUGAGUGUCGUAGCCCUGGUCGGGGGCUUGCUCAUCAUUGUGGCCUCUUGUGCCAUCAAUUUUGGAGGUAAGUAGCCAGGAAAGCACCACUUGAUGGGAGGAUUUCUCUAGUGAGUGAUGAUGUUUAGAUUCUAGACCAGUGAUUCCCAAUCUUAGCAAUCUUAAGAUGUGUGGACUUCAACUCCCAGAAUUCUCCAGCCAGCAUGCUGACUUGGG